Ectocarpus siliculosus is the source of this 1422-nucleotide messenger RNA. The record is from the annotation of a GenBank genome assembly. Lineage: Eukaryota; Phaeophyceae; Ectocarpales; Ectocarpaceae.
AUGGACGCCGCGGAGCGCCGCGUGAUGCUCAAGGGUAACGAUCUCAUCCAGGAGGGGAGACCACACGAGGAAGUGUUCCUCAUCGUCGAGGGUCAGGCCGAGGUAAGGUCGGAAGGCGUGGCGGUGUCCCACUUGCAGUCGGGGGGAUUCGUCGGGUCGAUGGCCUUCAACCGCUUCAUCAAGAAGACGACCGCCAACCCUCACUCGGACCGCGAGGGCCACUACGUCUACAACGACGGAGGCAUGUUCCGGAAGGCUUGGCAGGCCAUCCUGGCGCAGCUGCGGAAGCAGGGCUCCGUUGUCGGCGAGGUGACGCAGUCGAUCGUGGGAGACCAGAAGAGCAAGCGGCAGGAGAAGUCGGCGCUGGAGCGGUCCACCACCACCGUAACCGCUUCUUCCGACGUGGUGGUGUACGUCUGGGACCAGCACGCUCUGCGAGAGUUCAUCAAGCGCCGGCCCAUGAUCGGUGCGUGUCUCCAGAAGGCGAUAUCGGUUGACCUGGUGAACAAGGUGGUGCAGUCGCGGGAUCACAAGGAGCACUACCGGCAGCUGCUCGCCGAGACGUUGGACGGAGGACGGGUCACCUCCACGGAGAGGAAGAACUUGCAGAGGUACCGCGAGGGUCACGGCAUCUCGAUGGCGGAGCACUUUGAGAGACUCAAGGAAAACAACUGGACUCACAAGGAGUUCCAAGCAGGAUUUAGAGAAGGCGUCGCCCCCAAGGACCUUUCGGAGAAUUUCCUCAAGUACGAGGCGUUGCUGCGGAAAGAGCUGGCAAAGGGAGAGCUCAACCCGGAGGCGAAGUCGAACCUGAGAAAGUUCCGAUCGCAGAAGGGCAUCGAUGCCCAAGAGCACCUCAUCGCCGUCGAAAAGCAGGGUUGGACGGCGGACGAGUACGAGGCCGGGAAGGGCAACAACUGGGGCGACCGUUACGACGUGGGCGGCACCGCCGUGCCUGACCUUAUCCCGUACGACUCCGAAGAGAUGGCGGACUUUGUGGAGGAGGCCAGCAUCGCCGAGAAGGAGCGGUAUCGCUUCCUCCUCCUGGCCGCCCUCGGGGGAGGGGUGAUCCAGAAGGCGGAGAAGGAGAAGCUGGAGCUGUACCGCGAGAUGCACGCCAUCCCGGACGAGGAGCACAACCGGCUGCUGUUCGAGCAGGGCUGGAAGCCGGAGGAGUACGACGCGGGCUUCCACAAAGACAUCGCAUCGUCGCACUUCCAGCGGUACGCCUCGCUCGUCAAGCGCGAGCUCGACAAGGGGAAGGUUACUGGCAAGGCAAAGUCUAACCUCAGGCAAUUCCGGACCCAGGGCAGCAUCUCCUCCCAGGCUCACCUCUUGGCCGUCGAAAAGGAGGGCUGGACGGCUGACGAGUACGAGGCUGGUGCCAAGGCAAGGGGUGACAAGACCAAGCCUGAGAGCUGA